Haemonchus placei is the source of this 222-nucleotide messenger RNA. NCBI's taxonomy places the organism in Eukaryota, Metazoa, Nematoda, Chromadorea, Rhabditida, Trichostrongylidae. The record is from the annotation of a GenBank genome assembly.
AUGCCAUCUUUUGACUACGGGGCGAUUGCAUGUGUUUCGGAACUUUUGUUCAAUCGAACAUAUCUUGGACAAAACGACCAUCCACUCAAUAUGACUUUCUACGAGACCUUGCCUACCGUGCGUUCAUUUACUUUGUUUUCCACAAGUUCAGAAAUCUUCUCAAUCAUAGUUAAUUCAAAUCAAGCACUACUCGAAGCCGAUUUGGAUAACUGUAACAAGUAG